GAGAUGAAGAAAAUAAAAGAAACGCUACGUUUGAGAGGAAACUAUGUAUAUAACACCGACAAAGCUUACAACAAAACAGGGGAGUUACUCGUAUCUCGGAGACCCAAAGAAGAAAGAUCUGCAAGAUUGUAUAAAACUGGUCAUAAUUGUAAAGGCGCUUUCUCGGUCAAAACAAUCAGACGUCAUCGCCAAAAUUGUCUCGGUGCCUCAAGUAAAGGUGAACGAUCUAAUGUCAUCCUUUCAAGGCGAAUUAAGGGCGGUUGCACGACUCUGCUAAUGACGGCUUGCCAAAGUCAUGGCGGUGUUGAGAGAAGACGAUAUUGUUCGACUAGUUAGGUAUGAUGAGUUGUUGGUUAAAUUUGGAAAUUGUCUGUGUGAGAAAUAUUACAAACAACAGCAGGAGGAGAUGAUAAGAAAUCGUUUAAGAACACUUGGUCGAUUGCUGAAGACAAUGAAAGAGAUUGAUCCAGUAAUAACAGAUUUUAAAUCAAUUUACAACCCAAAACUGUACAAAACUAUGCUGGAUGCUGUAAGAAAACUCUCAGGGUUUGAUCCAUUGACUGGAGUUCAUCAGACUCCAUCAGUGGUUACUUCCGUCGGAACGUAUAUUAAAUCAGUUGGCGACCUUCUGAAACUUCACUGGGUGGAAAACAUUGACGAGGAGAAGGAAAAAAUUGUUGACAAAUACUUGUUUCUUCAUACUAUGCAAUACAGCCAAGUCGUCAACAGGGUCGCACGUGAAGAUCAAUCAGCAAAACAUCGACAACAAGUGAAACCAUUGCCAACUACCAGCGACAUUAAAAAACUAUCAGAUCAUCUUAAUAAUAAAAUGAUUAGUACUUACAAACAUCUCACUGAACAAUAUUCUUAUCAGACCUGGCUCAGCCUACUCCAAUAUACCUUGAUUUGUAUUCAGACUUUUAAUCGUCGUAGAGCUGGAGAAAUUGAAAGAGCGUUGAUCGCCGACCUUAACGCAAUAGAGAAAAUAUCGGAAACCGAACACCCAGAGAUCUAUGAGAGAUUAUCUGCAAUACAGAAAACUUUGGCCGAGAAAUAUUCAAGAUUUGUCAUCACCGGAAAGUUGCGCCGUGAUGUUCCUGUUCUACUCAACUCGCAAAUGGAAAAAUCUCUCCGCUUGAUAUUAUCGCAUCGAAGCUCCACGAAGGUCCCAGCAAAGAAUCCGUAUAUAUUUGGUAUCCCUGGCUUUACUGAUGGAAGAUUUAAAUAUCUUCGCGCUUGCCAGCUGAUGCGACAGUUUUCAAAUGAAUGUGGUGCAGAACACCCUGAGAGACUACGUGGAACGUAUUUGAGAAAGCACGUGGCCACGACUUGUGCAGAAGAAAAUAUGGAUGAGAAUAAAAUCAUUGAUAUCGCCAAUUUUAUGGGUCAUGCCGAGGCAAUUCAUCGAUCUCACUACAGAAUAUCUGUUGUAUCGAGAGAUGUGCUUGGUGUAGUCAACAUACUCUGUAAGGCACAGGGUGAUGAUAAAAAUACUCUACAAGAACAAGAGCGUGCACGAAUAGACGAUCUUAAUGAAGUCGCUUCAAAUGAAAACCCAUCAACUUCCCCAAGGUCAUUCCCUACACAAGAACCUGACACCUAUGAUAAUCGCCCAAAGAAGAGGAGAAUGGUCAAAUACACAUCUUCAGAUGAGAGUCCUUCUGAUGAAAGUUCUGGACGGAUCCUACCAAAAAAGAAGAAUGUGAAGAUGGAAAAACCUAAUAAAGAU
Molecule: messenger RNA, 1729 nt
Organism: Rhagoletis zephyria (snowberry fruit fly)
Lineage: Eukaryota; Metazoa; Arthropoda; Insecta; Diptera; Tephritidae
Molecular function (GO): DNA binding
Source: RefSeq, a predicted model, not a curated record